Molecule: messenger RNA, 407 nt
Organism: Nomia melanderi (Alkali bee)
Lineage: Eukaryota; Metazoa; Arthropoda; Insecta; Hymenoptera; Halictidae
Source: RefSeq, a predicted model, not a curated record
AGUCUUAUGCAUUCGUCCAGAAGCUUUUAUGAAACGGAAACAAAACCUCCUGCGAAAGAGAAAGCUAAGCUAUAUCGUGCAAAUAAUUUCUCUGUUGUUUUGCGUCGCAGUCCAACGCCGUCAACGGCAUCGAACACGCACGUAGAGGACGUCAGUUCGUCGGAACCGGCAACCCCUACCGCGUCGCCACGGAAGGAGGGGAACAAUAGGACGCUCACGAAGAAACAGCAACGAGAGUUGGCCCCAUGUAAGGUGCUACUCGAACAGUUGGAGCAACAGGACGAGGCCUGGCCGUUCCUCUUGCCGGUGAACACCAAACAGUUCCCGACCUACAAGAAAAUCAUUAAAACGCCCAUGGAUCUCAGUACGAUCAAGAAGAAAUUGCAGGACUCCGUGUAAGUUGCACG